AUGAGUAAGAGAUACUUACAGAAAGCCACAAAAGGAAAGCUGCUAAUAAUAAUAUUUAUUGUGACCUUGUGGGGGAAAGUUGUGUCCAGUGCAAACCAUCAUAAAGCUCACCAUGUUAAAACGGGCACUUGCGAGGUGGUGGCACUCCACAGAUGCUGUAAUAAGAACAAAAUAGAAGAGCGAUCACAGACGGUCAAGUGUUCCUGCUUCCCCGGCCAGGUGGCAGGCACCACGCGAGCUGCUCCAUCUUGUGUGGAUGCUUCAAUAGUGGAACAGAAAUGGUGGUGCCAUAUGCAACCAUGUCUUGAGGGAGAGGAAUGUAAAGUUCUUCCGGAUCGGAAAGGAUGGAGCUGUUCCUCUGGGAAUAAAGUGAAAACAACGAGGGUCACACACUGAGUUAUCAACAGAACUGAGCACUGAACCUAGGAAGCCUGGCCUCAGGUAACCCACUAACCAAGGAUAAAUCAAGUGAUCCUCAAGCCUGAUUACAUUCAACAUAUGCACAGAAACUUCAUUCCUGAGGUGAUCUUGAAGGGAGAUUUUUAUACCACUCACAAGAGGCAUUCCAGAGCCUUAUUUCCAAGGGAUUUCAUGGCUCAUAAUCAGCCUCUUCUUGAAACCAAGACUUUAAAAAAGCUUGACAUGAACUUCUAUGCCAUGAAGAUAUUGUCAGAUUUGAACUGUGUUCAACCUGUAAAAUUGCACUUGCUUAAAGAAUUUGAAGAUGUCAUCUGAAGAGUUUGUGUUUCCAAGUGAUGUCAGAGACACUCACCUUUUGGGUGUUUGGCUUCGAUUGUGACUGGUUUUCUUGUUUCUGAAAGUCUGCCAAGUGCACCAGCCUUCUGCCAUGGAUGUGUUCCUGGGUCCGGUCCUGUGUUCACUGGCUAGUGGGACUGCACCCGGCUUUACUGAUAUUUCCUUUGCGAACUUCUCUGGCAUGGUGUAGACUGAGACAAUUUUAUUUGUAUCCUAAUCUUGGAGCUCUGAAAGCCUUCAUGUUUUAACAUCUUAAAGUUGCUUUUGUUAAAGGAAUGGAAAUAUAUAUCCAUUGAUAAUAAUUAUCGUUGGCAAGUAAUAGUUAUCUGAAUACAUCAAUCAUAUAAGAAUGUAUAGACAAGCUGACAUGUUUCCCCAAGGCUAACAUUCUGCUGCAGCUAUCUGUCAAAUAGGUAGUAGUUAGAACUGAAUUUCCAUUUUCAUUAUAUACUAUUUUGUACUUCUAGAGUACUCUCCCUUUCAGUUUUCUUUUAAGUGGGCUUUUCCCUUCAUGUUUGUGAUUACUUUUUUCCUUCACUCCAGCAGUGAGCAGUCAAGUAUGUAGGUAGCCUUCAGUUUCAAAAAUUGUCAGGGAUGCAUGUGGGUUUCUGAUUUCUUAGCUUGAGUGUUACUCACUUAUAUUUCUUCUAGUAAUUUUUUAACUAUCCUUUAUAUCAUUUUAAUAGACUGUCCCUUGCUCGCUCCCAAUGACUGUUUGAAUGCUUAUAUAUUUGUUUGUUCAGUCUGUUAAUAGAAUUAUUCAUUUUUCUUUAUAAAUAUUUGCUUAUAAUUAUCCCAUUCAAACAAUUUCUUUGGUCAGUUCUGUCCUCAUUUUCAUAGUCAUUUUAACAUUUCUGUCUUUCAGUUCUACAGGAAAGUCUUACAAAUAUUUAAAGGCCUUAAACAUGUAUGUACUUUUUCCCUAAGUUAUUACAGAAUGUAUAAUUUUAUACUACAUUUGUUUCAUUUGUUAUGUGAAGGAAGAAUUGAAAUCUCAUAGCCAUUCUGUAAUAGGGAUGUAAAGGGAAAGACUUCUUUGCUUACUAAUCUUAGACUAAUAGAAAGAUACUUCAAAAACUGUCCUAUUAGAAGUUCCAUUAUGUUAGAGACGAUGUGAAUAUCUUUCAUAUUUUUAAAACUCACUGACAUGGCCAAUAAAUUAUAUGUUGGCUUCCAUGAUGGGAGCUGACAUACCUUAGAGAAUUUUGGUCUUUAGGUAACAAAUUUCAAAGACUAAUACAUUUCCCAGAAUGUCUCUGGGCAGAAAAAUUAAAAGUGUAAAACUUGUUCAAAAUUAAAUUUUAAAAGUAUACUUUUGACACUAAAUCAAUCAAAAAGUAUACUGCCCCCACAAAUCCAUGGAAUGAAAUUACUUCUUCCCUCCAUUUUAAUUAUGCAUAAAAUGAAUUAGAUGGUUCUGAGUAGAUUUUACAAUAGUUCAAGACUGUAUGCAUUCAGAAAGAAAGAACAGUUGUGCUGGACUUUUUGCAUCAGUUAUAUCAUUAAUUUCUUUGGAACAGAGUUAGAAAACUAUAUUAUUUUGGAAAUUAUGAAUUUGUCCUAGGUUUGUUUGAAAUUGUAGAUCAUGCUUCUCAGUUUUUUAAAUGUGUCCUUUAAAACAAAACUGGAAAUUCUGUAUUAUAUACAAGUGUAACACAUGCAUAUCAAUAGAAAAAAAAUGGAAUUUCAAUUAUACUAACUAGAUUAUCCCCCAUAGAUUAAUGUUGUGACUAUUCAGAAAAGUUAAAUAAAAUUGGGA
Messenger RNA from Hyaena hyaena (striped hyena), 2515 nucleotides. It is a transcript of the gene TAFA2, whose product is annotated as TAFA chemokine like family member 2. NCBI's taxonomy places the organism in Eukaryota, Metazoa, Chordata, Mammalia, Carnivora, Hyaenidae. Gene Ontology annotation, molecular function: receptor ligand activity. The transcript has 5 exons. The record is from RefSeq and is a predicted model, not a curated record. The coding region runs from base 1 to 396 and encodes 131 amino acids.